UUUGCCUUUUUUUAAGCCCACCUGGGGAAAACGAAACUUCUUCCCCCAUAGACAGAGGUUUGAGGAUGGGUAUGUUGAGCCUAAGUCCUUGGUGCUAACAGGCCAGCAUUCCCGAAAGCCCAGCAACAUUUCCUUUUUGCCUUACUUUGGAUCCUACGUUGUCUUUUGGCAGCUGGGACAGCAGAACCAGGGCCAGAAAGAUGGUUGCCGUAAGGAAAAGGAACGUGAAAAUGUUUACGUUUGCCUUUCUGCUCAUCACGAUAACGUCGUUCCUGCUCAACUACAAGCAUCAGGUGACCAUGACCACCUGGGACCUUAAGCACAUCAUCAUGCAGUUCUCUGAGCAAUUCAGGAAACUCAUCAAAUACCCCAGAAGACCAUGCAGCUGCACCACAUGUAUUUCGGAACGAGGACAUUCCCUCUGGUUUGAUCAGAGGUUUAACCAAACUAUGCAACCUUUCCUGACCUCACGGGAUGCAUUGAUCCCAGAAGAUAGCUACAGGUGGUGGCUGAGAUUGCAAAGAGAGAAAGGUCCUAAGAAUAUCAAUGACACUCUCAAGGAAUUGUUUGGGAUCAUUCCUGGGGAUGGGGAUCCACUACAGGAACGAGACAUCUUCGCCUGCAGGCGAUGCGCUGUUGUGGGAAACUCUGGCAACCUUCGGCAGUCUCAGUACGGCCACGACAUUGACUCCAAUGACUUUGUGCUCAGAAUGAAUCGUGCCCCAACUGCUGGCUUUGAAUCAGAUGUUGGCAGCAAGACCACUCACCACUUUGUUUACCCCGAGAGCUACAAAGAGUUGGCAGAAAAUGUGAGCAUGAUUGUGAUCCCCUUCAAAACCCUGGACCUGCGCUGGGUUGUCACUGCUCUCACCACCGGCACCAUCAACUUCACAUAUGUUCCAGUUCCAAGGAAAAUCAAAGUCAAAAAAGAAAAGAUCCUGAUUUAUAACCCAGCUUUUAUCAAGUAUGUCUAUGAAAACUGGCUGCAGCGUCAUGGAAGAUACCCUUCCACAGGCCUUCUGUCGCUAAUAUUUGCACUCCACGUAUGCGAUGAGGUGAAUGUGUAUGGUUUUGGAGCAGACAGCAGAGGACACUGGCAUCACUACUGGGAAAACAACCCUUCGGCAGGGGCUUUCCGGAAAACAGGUGUCCAUGAUGGGGAUUUUGAGUUCAAUAUUACUUUGACUCUUGCCUCCAUUGAAAAAAUAAAUUUUUUUAAGGGCAGAUGAUGUUUACCGUGGGGAGAAAUGGGGGCUGCAAUUUCCAGCAUGCAGCAGGACAGAAUUUAGUGAAGAAGAUCUGGAAGCCAACCAGGUUUAAGUGUCUGAAUCGGUGGUGGAUUUGGUGUGUCUCACUGCCGCAGUGGUCACUGCAUGGAGCUCGUCCGAAGACAGGGUUCAUGGCUGCACCUGAUUUCCUUCUACAGAUAGCUGGGACCUCCCAGUCAGUUCUGGGGAUAAAUGGUAUGCAGAAUCACUGCUUAGGCUCUACAUCUUAUUUCCUGAAUUACUGACGAAAAAUCCGCCUGUUAGAAUCGAAGGAAACUUGGACACAGGAACUGCUAUUUGUGUGUCCAUUCUUUCCUUGAGUAAAACAGGAAAUUUUUGAAGAAAAAUACCUUCUGCGAUCUGAUACCCACUAGGGUAGCUGUGAACAUCAUAGUAAGGAUUACCUCAAAGAAAUGAUUUCACUUCUGCUGUUGAUCUUCUUUUUGAACCAUCUCUUCAGUUUUCUCUCUUACUUC
Molecule: messenger RNA, 1744 nt
Organism: Tinamus guttatus (white-throated tinamou)
Lineage: Eukaryota; Metazoa; Chordata; Aves; Tinamiformes; Tinamidae
Gene: ST3GAL1
Product: ST3 beta-galactoside alpha-2,3-sialyltransferase 1
Biological process (GO): sialylation
Cellular component (GO): membrane
Molecular function (GO): beta-galactoside (CMP) alpha-2,3-sialyltransferase activity
Source: RefSeq, a predicted model, not a curated record